Molecule: messenger RNA, 2204 nt
Organism: Rhododendron vialii
Lineage: Eukaryota; Viridiplantae; Streptophyta; Magnoliopsida; Ericales; Ericaceae
Exons: 2
Coding region: 124-2067 (647 amino acids)
Source: RefSeq, a predicted model, not a curated record
UUUACUCCAUUUUAAACAGACAGGGUUUCUUGGACCUUGACCCCAUUUCCAUUAUCCUCUUCCCCACCAUUCAAAUUCCUCUCUCUCCUCCUCCUUCCCUUCUCGUUCCUUUCUCUCUCUAAAAUGGGUUCUUGUUUGAGCAAGAAAACCACCACCCAUUCCAAUUCAACCAUUGCACUACCAGACCCACCUGACCAAAAACCCAAAACUGACCUCCACCAAACCCAAAUCCAAAUCCAAACAGCAGAUAAGAAGAAACCAGAAGAAAAACCCAAACCAGAUCCGAAGAAGGAGAUCUUCCUCAUCAAACACCGUAUCAGCCACGACCAGAAAUCCGACGAAGAAAGACCCAAAUCUGCAAAUACCCAGAAUACCCCUACAACUAGUGCUACAACUCCGGUCGCAUCUGAAGCAGCUGAUGCUGGUGGUGUUGGCAACUCGAUGGGCGGAGUCGGUGGAGGAGUAGCGGUCAGAACCUCGAGCUGCUCGAAGGAAGAAAUCGACGCAAUUUUGAUCCAGUGCGGCCGCCUCAGCCGGAGCUCCUCCGCCUGCCGGAAGUACUCCGGCUCGAAGCGGAGCUACGAUUUCGAUCAGGACAAAGGAAAUGGUAACGAUGACGAUGAUGAUGAGCUUGUUCAAUGCGGUGAUGACGUGGCCGAGGCGGAGAGGGGCCGCCGUCACCGCCAGCGGCACCGCCAGUCGACGCCCACGUCGUCUGGACGGAGGAGAACUCCUAGCAGGGAAAGAGACCAAAGCAAUCAGCGGUCGGGGAGCCGAGAACGAGGCGGCAUCGGCGGUGGUGGCGGAGGGAGGAGGGUGAGUCGGUCUCCGGGCCGGAGAUCGGAGUCUCCGAUAACUGGUAACCCUAAUUCAAACAACACUACUGCUAAUACUACUACUACUAGGCCUGGAAAAUUGGUAUCUGUACCGGCUACGGUAUCAUCAAUGGCAAUGGACAAGAGCGGCAUUGGUGAACCGGGGAAUGCGGCGGCGGUCAAGCGGAUAUCGGUGAGGAGGAACGUGGGGUCGCCGCGGGCGAGGUCACCCGCGGCCGCUAGGGUUGCGAAUGAGAAGCCGCAGCAGCAGAGUUGCCAGACGAAUCAGCAGCAGCCGUUGUCGCUGAGCCGGAGUAAUUCUCGGAAGGCGGAGCACUCGCCGUACCGGAGGAAUCCUUUGGGGGAGAUUGAUCAGAAUUGUGUUGUUGGUGUCAAUGAAGUGGGCUUCAACAAGGGUUCCAACCACGUUGUGUCUCAGGCACCAAUUCAGAAGCCAAAUACUGAUAACAUGAGGAGCAACAGAAACAUAGUGCAAGGGGCUGAAAACAAAAGCAAUAAUCUCGGGGCAAAGGAGCAGCAGCAGAAGAUGGAGGAUGAGGGAAAGCCAUUGCCUCAACGGAAUGCUGGAAAUGUUUCGGUGACAAUGGUGUCCUCCUCAGUAACCGAAAGCCAGAAACUCCAACAAGUAACAAGAACCAGAUCCUCGAGACUAUCGAGAGACCUGGACUUUAACCCCGAAACCCUACUGAACACCUCUCCUACUUCUUCAUACACCGCGCUAUUGCUUGAGGACAUCCAAAACUUCCACCAGAAGGGCACUCCUAUAAUUCCUUGUCUCACCAAGGCUUGCUCCAUUCUUGAAGCAGUCGCUGACCUCAAUUCCACUACAAUCUCCAACCUGUCAACUGCAGAGCAGUUUGGAAAGAAGAAGAGGUUGGAGACUAAGGAGCCAUUUGUGGAGUCUGAAGUGGUUGGGAGCGGAGACGAUUUAAUGGAGCCGAGUUUUCACAAGUAUGUGACUGUGAGUCGGGGUGGAGGAGUUGGAGGUGGUGGUGAUAUGGAAGAGGUGGAAUCCUCCGGGAGUAAUAGCUUUAUCGGUGGUGGACAAAGUUGGGUGUCUUCUUCAUUGUGGGAAACCAAUUCGGCCGAUUCAACUGAUAAGUGGAGUUCUCAGAGAUCGGAGCAGAAGAGAGAAAGUGAUCGGAAGCCUAAUGGUAUAGGGCGCGGAAGACUUGGUUCUGGUAGAGGUCUUCAAUUAACACCACAAACACUUAAAGCUGCUUCAAGCUAAUAUGAGAUGGAAUUUUCAGUUGUAACUUUCAAAUUGCGAACAGAAUUGUUUGAGUGGUUGCAGACUUUUGCAACCAUUGCUGUUGUUUGGUUGUUUCUGUUUUUUCCCUGUUAUUAAUUGGAAGAUUAUUUCUGACC